AUGAGCUCCUCCCUCGAGGCUAAAAUCGUCGUCUUAGGCGCACAAGGAGUCGGGAAAACCUCCCUCGUCCACCGCUACGUCCGCAACGCCUUCAACCCAGGCACAAUAACCUCAACCGUCGGCGCCUCGUUCGUAACAAAACGCGUCCUUGACACAACAUCCGACACCACAGUCCGUCUCCAAAUCUGGGACACAGCAGGCCAGGAACGAUUCCGCAGUAUCUCGCGACUUUAUUACCGUGGCGCACACGCGUGCCUCCUCUGCUAUGACAUCACCGAUGAAAACUCCUUUGAGGAAAUGGCCGGCUGGCUCCGCGAGUUGAGAAAGAAUCUCGGAUCAGAAAGCGACGACGAUACCCCGCCGCUGGUGAUUCAUGUUGUUGGAACGAAGUCGGAUAUCGUUGCGGUGGAGCCUUCCAAAAGGCGUGUCCCGUUCGAGCGAACGAUCGCAUACGUGGCUGAGCAACUGUAUCCGUCGCACGCGUCGACACCACCACCAACAGCUGGGGGGUUAGGGAUGGGACUCGGAUUCGGUGGUGGGGUGUUUGGCUCGAAUGCGAAUACGGCUGGAAGUGUGGGGAGUGCAGCGGGGAUGUCGACUGGUGCCUUGCAGAGUCCGGAUAGUAAGCGCAGCUCGGCAUUUUGGGGGCAGGAGAUUGGGUGGGACUGUUGUCAUGAGAUCUCGGCGAAGGAUGGGGAGGGGAUUGAGGAGGUUUUUCGUGUUAUUACGCGGAAGUUGGUGGAGCAGCGGAAUAAGCGUGAUGCUGAUGCUUUGAGUGCGAUGUCCGGUCUUGGACUUCCUAGUCCUUUUACGCCGAGUGUGGAUGGGACGGGCAGUUUUCGGCUUGGAUAUGGGGAUAAACGGAGGAGUUGGUUGGGGCUUCCUACGCCUACUCCUGGGGAGGCGGAGGAAGUGCAGGUUAUGGAGGAGGCGAGACGACGGGGCCGGUGCUGCUGA
Messenger RNA from Penicillium odoratum, 957 nucleotides. Its product is annotated as Rab family GTPase. The transcript has 2 exons. Gene Ontology annotation, cellular component: endomembrane system. The record is from RefSeq and is a predicted model, not a curated record. Gene Ontology annotation, molecular function: GTP binding; GTPase activity. Gene Ontology annotation, biological process: intracellular protein transport. The coding region runs from base 1 to 957 and encodes 318 amino acids. NCBI's taxonomy places the organism in Eukaryota, Fungi, Ascomycota, Eurotiomycetes, Eurotiales, Aspergillaceae.